This is a messenger RNA of Nicotiana attenuata, 2451 nucleotides long. RefSeq lists its product as uncharacterized. The record is from RefSeq and is a predicted model, not a curated record. NCBI's taxonomy places the organism in Eukaryota, Viridiplantae, Streptophyta, Magnoliopsida, Solanales, Solanaceae. Gene Ontology annotation, molecular function: nucleic acid binding. The transcript has 4 exons. Bases 1 to 2451 code for a protein of 816 amino acids. Gene Ontology annotation, biological process: DNA integration.
AUGUCUGAUGAUGCUGAAACCACAGUAGUUCCAGCUACUGCUGGAAAUGGAGUCAACUUCGACCCUAAUCACCCUUACUUCCUUUAUUCCUCCGAUUCUCCUGGAAUGAGUCUAGUAAAUGCUGUCUUCGAUGGCAGAGGUUUCCAAGGCUGGAGGAGAUCUGUGUUGAUAGCCCUCUCAGCAAAGAAUAAGAUGGGAUUCAUCAAUGGUAGUUAUCCAGCACCUGCUGCUACCUCAAAAGACCACCAACCAUGGAGUAGAUUGGAGAAAUCACAAGAGGAUGAGAUGUUGAUUCAAUUUCUCAUGGGGCUGAAUGAAUCCUAUGGUCAAGCAAGAGGAAACAUCCUAAUGAUGAAUCCUUUACCAAACAUCAACCAUGCCUACUCACUCAUUCUUCAAGAUGAGAAUCAGAGAGAGAUAUAUGCUAACCCCCUAAUAUCCUCUGAUUCUUCAGCUUUCAUGGUAGGAAGUCAAGGGAGUUUUUCAAAUCAAAAAAGCUUUUCACAAAGAAAUGGAAAGCAAAGGGUUGCUACUCAAUUUCAAAGGAGUCAGAAUGGUUUUCAGAGAUCUGGGAAUCAAAGUCCAAAACCACCUACUACUAAGGCCAAGAAAUCAAAGUUUAAUCCUAAUGUGACCUGUAGCUACUGUAAGAAAACAAGACACUUAAUGACAGAUUGCUACAGAAUUAUAGGGUUUCCUGAAAACUUUGAGUUCACAAAUGGGAAAAUAGGUCAAGGACCUAUCAGAAGCAAUAGAGCCUUCUCAGAAGAACAGGGAGGAGAUGCCAACAACAAAUACAAUGAUGCUUUGGAACAUUACUUGUCUAAGGACCAGUUCUCUCAGCUGAUACAGUUAAUAAAGCAAGUCAAAGUUUCAGAUUCAGGAAGUUCAAACUCAGAAGUAAAUGCAAAUGCAGUUGUUGGUACAAUUGUGAAAUACUCUGGAUCCUGUUUUUUAGUUUUUAAUGCCAGCACUUGGAUAAUAGAUUCAGGGGCCUCUGAACACAUGUGUUUUGAUUCAAAUGCUUUUAUUUCACUUACCCCUCUCCCUGUGCCACUGCAGAUUAAUCUCACUGAUUCAUAUAGGAUAACAGUCACUCACAUAGGAAAGAUAUCCAUUCUUCCCAACUAUGUUGUGGAGAAAGUUCUCUAUGCCUCACUAAUGAAGAGUGCUCAAGUUUUUGGUGAAGCAAGAGAGGGAUUAUACCUAUUGGAACCUACUGCUAUCAACUCUAGGAAUAGUGCUAAAGAGAGUGUAGCUACACCUUUUAAUCAUAGCGAUUCUGUUCAGUUUUCAGCACCUUUUCCUUUUUCUGCAAAUGCUAUUUCUGAUGUAAACCUUUGGCACAUUAGAUUGGGAGGAACUUGGACAUUUCUAAUAAGCACAAAGAGCAAUGCAUUUGGGCUGUUGAAAAAUUUCUUAGUCAUGGUUGAAAGGCAAUUUGGAGUCAAGGUGCAAAAGCUAAGAACAGACAAUGCUUUUGAACUUGGGAGAGGAAGUCAAGAAUCUGCUUUCCUUGCUUCACAGGGAGUUCUUCAUCAAACAAGUUGUGUUUCCACCCCUCAACAAAAUGGAAUAGUUGAGAGGAAGCACAAGCAUCUCCUAGAGAUUACAAAAGCCCUAUUAUUUCAAUCAUAUAUUCCUAUCGCUUAUUGGGGAGAAUGUGUACUAACAUCUACUUAUUUGAUUAACAGGUUACCUUCCAAAGUUCUCAAGGGAAAGACACCUCUUUCUGUAUUGUUUAACCAACCUACAUCCUAUGAUCAACUCAAAAGUUUUGGUUGUCUAUGCUAUGUGUCUACCUUGUCUAAUGGAAGAAGUAAGUUUGACCCUAGAGCAAAAGCUUGUGUGUUUUUGGGUUAUCCUCUAGGACAGAAGGGAUACAAAUUGUUGGAGUUAGACACCAGAAAGAUUAUUGUAUCUAGAGAUGUUCAUUUUGUUGAGGAUAAGUAUCCUUUUGUCUCUAACUCUGUUCCCUCUUUUCCAGAUUCUAUAUUUCCCAUACCUUCUCAAAUGGAUACUGCCUACCCUACAUCUCCACCAGUUUCUCCUUCACUAAAUACACACUCCCCAAUUCCCUCUAGUGAACAGCCACCUCAUGAUUCCAAUUCACCAAGUCCCAAUAGCAGUACCCAGAAUUUUCCCUCUUCUGUCACUCCAGUUAAUUCCCAAUCACCUCAGAUUGUUCAUUCAUCUGGAAGCAAUCCCUCAUGUAGUCCUCAUUCACCUAGGAUCAAUUCACAUGAACAUGUCUUAACACCACCUGCACCUAGAAGAUCUGCUAGAGAAACUCAAUGGCCAAGCCAUUUCAAGGAUUUCAUUUGCAAUAACAUUUUUCUCACUCAGUUCACUGAUUCUUGUCUAACACAACCUACUAAGCCUAAUGUUUACUCUUUUAGAGCUUUAUCAGCACAUCAUCAAGUCCAUUUCAGAAAUACAAGAGCCUGUUAG